AAUUCCAAGUCUAAAAUAGGGCUAAGCUAAUGUUGCGCAAAUAAAUUUGGGGAAAAAAUUCGCUACUUCUAAUCCGUCUAAACAGUCUAAUCCGAUCCAAUCCAUUAGCAAGCCAGUCGUCAAAUCGUUCAUUAGUGCGUUUUUUGUUGCAAUGAAAUGAACGUGUGCGCUCGUUAUCGACUUUGGCAAUCUAUAUUGACGUUUUUCUUGUGCAUGUGAACCUCGUAUUCAAUCUUGCCGUGUUUAUUGACCUCCACAGUUUGCAAAGUGACUUAACAUGAAGAUCAACCGCUACAAACGUGUCCAGAAGCAUCUAACCUUCUACAAAAACGUGUUCAGCUUCCGACCCCCUUACCAAAUCCUCGUGGAUGGAACUUUCUGUGCAGCUGCGUUGAAGUACAGAGUGAACAUUCGCGAACAGAUGCCUAAGUACUUGGGUGACGAAGUGAAACUUUGCACGACGGUAUGCGCUAUUAUGGAGACCGAAAGGUUAGGUCCACCGAUGUACGGCACGAUGCUUGUCAUCAAACAGUUUCCUGUCAGAAUUUGCGGACAUGAAAAAAAUCCGAUUGGAGCUGCAAGUUGCUUUCACAAUAUGGUACGCAAAGGGAAUCCCGAUCAUUACAUGGUAGCCACGCAGGACCCAGACUUCAGUGAACGAAUUCGAGCUUUGGCCGGCGUGCCCCUGCUGUUCAUGUGCAACGCGAUAAGCAUGGAGAAACCGUCAGCAAAAUCCUUCAAAGUAGCCGCUGAAACUGCGCUGGAGAAGGUGAAGACACCUGACUACCAAACUCAGGUCCUAAAUAACUUGAAGAAGAAAGAGAACCUGGUAGAAGACGAAAAGACGAGGAAGAAACGGAAAAUCAGCGGCCCAAACCCGUUGUCUUGCAAGAAAAAGAAAACGCCGAGAGGACAACCCAAAUCGGAAGAUUCGCCCCAAAAGAAGUCGAGAAGACACAAGAGAGUCAAGGUUGCCAGGCAUGUGCAUGAAGAACUGCUCAAAAAAGUCAUGGGAUCUCAAUAAUGCUCUGUACAUUCAUGUAAAUAUAUACUUCAUUUGAGACUGGAAUAAACUUCACAAAAUUUUA
This is a messenger RNA of Ornithodoros turicata, 1088 nucleotides long. Its product is annotated as rRNA-processing protein UTP23 homolog. Gene Ontology annotation, molecular function: small ribosomal subunit rRNA binding. The record is from RefSeq and is a predicted model, not a curated record. Gene Ontology annotation, cellular component: small-subunit processome; nucleolus. The coding region runs from base 278 to 1024 and encodes 248 amino acids. NCBI's taxonomy places the organism in Eukaryota, Metazoa, Arthropoda, Arachnida, Ixodida, Argasidae. The transcript has a single exon.